ACAAGGCCAACCGUCCGGGAUAAUAGAGGAAAGAGAGAAAAAGGGAGGAAUGCACUAUGUAACUAGCAUAGUCCCGCGGACCACCUAAACUCCGGUCCCCUGCCCAUCCCCAUAGGGCUGAACACGCGCAGCGCGAUAACCCGAUAACUCCCUCGUAUCUUAUCGCGCCCUAAUCCGCCUCAUAUCCCCAUAUACCCCAAUUCCCCUCUUCCUCCAUCCUCCAAAUACGAGAAAACAAACCCGACCACCCCACGUACACAACCUGUCUCUCUUUCUCCCCUCCAUACCAAUUCCAACCUGCAUACCUAGAUUUUUUAGAAAAACAAAAAAAAGAAAGAAAAAAAUGUCCCACACAGCCUUCUUCUACGGCACCCUAAUGGCCCCUCCCGUCCUGCACCGCGUAAUCUGGGGUUCACCCACUCCCCCGACCCCCGCCCACGCAUCUUUGCUGCACAUCCGCCCAGCUAUCCUGCACGCGCACCAGCGCCGAAAAGUGAAGGGUGCGGACUAUCCGGGCGUUGUACCUGUUUCCUCACCCUCAGAGACAGCAAGUGUACGCGGCACUCUAGUCCAAGGUCUCACAGACGGUGAUAUCUGGCGCCUAGAUGUGUUUGAGGGGAGUGAGUAUGUGCGGAGGAAGGUCAGAGUCAGAGUUCUCCUCCCCAGUCAAAAAGUACAAGGAGGUAAGGGGGAAGAGGAGGGCAUGGGCGAUUUAGCGCAAAAAGAGGAGGAUAACGUCGAGGGCGAUGAAGUAGAGGCAGAAACGUAUAUUUGGGUUGCAGGCGAGCACAGACUGGAAGAUGACGAGUGGGAUUUUGCAGAGUUCGUGAGGGAGAAGAUGGGGAGGUGGGUUGGUGGGGUGGAACUUGAAGAUGUCGACAAUGCAGUGGCAGCAGCACAGGGCGAUCCAACUGGUGGCCGCGGCGCAAACGGUGAUAUAACACGCCAGUUGAAUCAAGAAAGCAGGACAAGCAGCAAGAUACUCGAGAGUGCAGUGUGAAUAGAGAACAGAAUCCGUUAUUAG
Molecule: messenger RNA, 1024 nt
Organism: Bipolaris sorokiniana ND90Pr
Lineage: Eukaryota; Fungi; Ascomycota; Dothideomycetes; Pleosporales; Pleosporaceae
Exons: 2
Coding region: 344-1000 (218 amino acids)
Source: RefSeq, a predicted model, not a curated record